AUGGAUCUCUUUACUCAGCAUGAAGACUAUCAGGAUAAUGGUUUGGUGUCCAAUGUGAUUCCUUCAUUGGUUACAGAGGAAGAAAAUUGUGCUCUUACUUCAGUUCCUUUAUCUGAGGAGAUUUGGGCUGUGGUUAAGUCUAUGGAUCUAGAUAGCGCCCCAGGUCCCGAUGGCUUUAGUGGUCAGUUCUUUGUAUCAUGUUGGGAGAUUGUUGGUGCGGAUGUGAUAAUGCGGUACAACAUUUCUUUACUACUGGACGAUCUUUCAGACAUGGUUUCGAGUUUUAUUAGUAAUGGUUCAUGGGAUUUGCCUCAGCUUCUACACUUCUAUUUUCCAUCCUUGUGUGAUUGGAUUAGUCAAGUUCCAAUUGCCGCAGAUCCUUCAGCAGAAGACAAACUUAUUUGGACUGCUUCCUCUUCUGGUGAGUUAACUGCAAAGCAUGCUUACAUAUUUUUGCGGCAGCCUUCUCCUUCAGUAGCAUGGGGCAAAUCAUUAUGGUCUAAAUUUAUCUUGCCUCGAAUGUCUCUGCUAGCUUGGAAGGUUUUAAGAGGUAGAGUGAUUUCUGAUGAUUUUUUACAACGAAGGGGAGUAGCUUUGGUCUCUCGUUGUGAUCUUUGUGGUAUCGAUUCUGAAUCUCUUGAUCACAUUUUUCUUAAUUGCUCUUUUACGGCUGCAAUAUGGAGUCAUUUUACUUCUCUCUUUGAGUUGGGUGGAGUUCCUCCCUCAAUUUUGGAGGGUUUACAAGUGGGUAUGGCUGUAGGACGAAGUGGACAGCUCAAAGACUUAUGGUUGAUUUGUUUCACUUCAAUAUUGUGGUUUGUAUGGAAUGCUAGAAACAAAAUGAGACAUGAGGGGAAGGUGUUUUCAGUUGGUACUAUUUGUAGGCUUGUCUCUUGUCAUAUUCAAGCAGCUAGUCGUUUGGCAACAGGUACCAUGCACAAUUCCAUCCAAGAUCUACGCAUUUUGAAAUAG
This is a messenger RNA of Rosa rugosa (rugosa rose), 972 nucleotides long. RefSeq lists its product as uncharacterized. Bases 1 to 972 code for a protein of 323 amino acids. The transcript has 2 exons. NCBI's taxonomy places the organism in Eukaryota, Viridiplantae, Streptophyta, Magnoliopsida, Rosales, Rosaceae. The record is from RefSeq and is a predicted model, not a curated record.